Messenger RNA from Rotaria sp. Silwood1, 269 nucleotides. NCBI's taxonomy places the organism in Eukaryota, Metazoa, Rotifera, Eurotatoria, Philodinida, Philodinidae. The record is from the annotation of a GenBank genome assembly.
AUGAAUAAUAAAAGAAUAAAAGAAGUUAUUCUUCAUGAUAAAGAAUGUCCAUUAAGUUUAAUUAUGUUUAAAGUUGUUAAAUGUCGACUAGAAUAUAUUCAAGUUGGUAAAUGUCUUCGUGCACGAGAAUCAAAUUUAGAUACAAUUCAAACAUCAUCGAUACAAGAAAUGAUCAUCAUUGAUGAUGUUGGUAUUGAUCGUGAUCAUUGCACAAUUCAUAAUCAAAAUGGUAUUGUUACAAAAACGGCGCCUAGUGAAGUAUGGUUAAA